This is a messenger RNA of Haliotis rubra (blacklip abalone), 1694 nucleotides long. RefSeq lists its product as uncharacterized. NCBI's taxonomy places the organism in Eukaryota, Metazoa, Mollusca, Gastropoda, Lepetellida, Haliotidae. Bases 163 to 1335 code for a protein of 390 amino acids. The transcript is spliced from 3 exons. The record is from RefSeq and is a predicted model, not a curated record.
AACUAACGUCUGGCUUUCCGUAUUGGUGUGCAACUAAUAUUUGUUUUAAACUACAUCGAUGAAUUUAGAAAUGUUCACAGCACAGUGUUCCCGGACUGCAUUCCUGUGUUGGCUUUAGAUGCAUCCAGGUCUGUGAUCGCCAUACAACCAAGAACUGCCGCCAUGGUACUGAUUGCUGCUCAACUUUCCAGGCCGUUUCGUGGAAGAUUGCCGACGUUCCUGAAAUUGCUGCUGCUGACUGUGUUGGUGUCAGCGGCUCUGUUCGUCUCCUUCAUUCCCAGCCUGCACUUGCCAUAUGGAGCAUCCAUCGGGCUGCGACAACACAGACACCAUCACCUUCACCACGUGGACAGCAGCCAUGCCUUCUUCGUUCCACAUUCCUACGGUAAAUGGAGCCAGUACAUUGUGUACAAAUGUGAUGGAUCAUUUGCUUGUGGUGGGUGGGCAGACAGACAGAAAGGCAUCGUUGCUGCGUAUAUCAUAUCGGUGAUGACACAGCGCAAGUUCAAGGUCAUACUUACGAUUCCGUGCGAUGUACGCACGUAUCUACUUCCGGUCAAAGAAGACUGGCGUGUCCAUGGCAACGAGCUUCAAGGAAAACCUUCCACUGAUGUCAUCAAACUUGACUCCGAAGGCAUUAAUUUUUGCAAUCGCCUGGGAAAGGAAAGGUUGGAGGAUAUUUUUAAAUCUAAUGUUACUUAUAUCAACAUUAACAUUGAAUGUGUAAAGUUUCUAUUGCGGAAUCCCUUGUACUCACAUCAACUUGACUGGGCGAAAGGAAAGUCAGUUGGCGAGAUAUACAGACUGGUUUGGAACAGUUUAUUUAAACUGAAUCAGAAGACAGGCAAUCAUUUACGAACUUUCAGGUCUCAAAUAUCAAGGUCGAAGACUCUGGUCUGUUCACAGAUUCGGGUUGGAUAUAGUCCCACGAUUCCAGAAGACAGAGUAAUUAAUACGUUGGAAAAUGUGGAAGCUGUUUGGAACUUCCUCAAGAAAUAUAACGACAGCGAUAGAUAUCAUAUUUUCUUGACAACUGAUUCCGAACAGGUCAGAGACAUAGGGAGAUUAAAAUUCCCGGAUGUGAACCUUGAACUAAAGGGUCACAUCGUUCAUGUUGACAGAACACGUGGAGAUCAUGUGUGCGAUGGCCUUGAGAAGACUUUGCUUGACCAGAUCGUCCUGUCCACAUGUGAUGUCCUUAUCAUAAGCGAAAGUGGGUUUGGGAGGAUUGCUGCGUUCAUGAGACAAAGCCAAGACAAUCUCUACUGCAUCAACGUUGCCAACAUCACCAAAUGUACUGAGACGUCUCGCCAGUUUAUCAGAGGACCUUGGUGAAGUUCAAACCGAGCCUGCUACUGCUAAACAGCUUUGCAUAGCAUCACAUAAGAAGUUUGAGGCUGACAUGGUACUACUUUGUCCUCUGAUACUUUAAGGAUAGGAUAUGUUUGUUUGCGGUAAAAAAGCUGACAAAACAUAUCGCCUACGUGAUAAUAUUGACACAGGUCUCAUAUUUGAUCGAGUGACAGAAAUGGACACAGUCCACAUUGAAAGAUUGUAAGAUAAUAGGAUCGGUAAUUGACUGCAAUAAGAGCUGUAAAACAUUCACUGCAUAUACAGUCCGUUUGAUUUCAUUUGAGACCGAUGAAUUGCUCACUAACACAAAAUCAAAUAAUUGCAACAAAACCAAACCUUGC